This is a messenger RNA of Clonostachys byssicola, 429 nucleotides long. The record is from the annotation of a GenBank genome assembly. Lineage: Eukaryota; Fungi; Ascomycota; Sordariomycetes; Hypocreales; Bionectriaceae.
AUGGGCAAGAUCCUCAAUUGGUGUCUUAACAGGGACCCGAAUAGGGAAUGUUGCACGAAGGAUCUAUAUAUAGUUACAGCGGCUCUUGAAAUGCCCGAGUGUCCGCGCGAGAAUCGCGUCGUUGGGGAGACGCUGACCGUCAACCAUCUCGUUGACUUGGCAGAAGAUGCCGCAAGGAAGAGGUUUGAUGUCAAAUAUCAUUCCCUGGAGACUCUUAAGGAAUUUCAGAUUCCUGAGCUUCCCGGACAUGAGAAUGGCUACAAGGAAUACCCCAGGGAGGUAUUGUUUGUAUUCCUGUCCAUUCUCCAUCGGUGGAUGGCGGAGGGUCUCGCGUCCAUCUCUACUGAGGGUUCUUUGAAUGAGAAAUCCCCCGAUAUUAAGCCAUUGACAGCCCAGGAGCUGAUGGGGAAGCAUUGGAAAUCGCUAUAA